Coccinella septempunctata (seven-spotted ladybird) is the source of this 1009-nucleotide messenger RNA. RefSeq names its product androgen-dependent TFPI-regulating protein-like. The coding region runs from base 221 to 937 and encodes 238 amino acids. NCBI's taxonomy places the organism in Eukaryota, Metazoa, Arthropoda, Insecta, Coleoptera, Coccinellidae. The record is from RefSeq and is a predicted model, not a curated record. Gene Ontology annotation, cellular component: endomembrane system; membrane. The transcript has 4 exons.
AAACACGAGAAUUUCGAUAAAAAAAAUCGAAUUUGUACAGUCCAAAAAUGGCACCGAAUGAUUUAUUCUUGUUCCCGACUAUUAGAGAUUGUCUGCUUAGAAAACGGUUUUCUUUGCCCGAAGAAGCGUUAAAGUCCUUCGAAAAACAUGUUUUGGAAUUAUUUUUUUAUGACUGGAAAAGUGCUCGGAAGAUUACAUACCUUCCUUGAAGGCUCGAACGAUGGAAGAAAAAUUCAGACUAGGAUUUCACUCAAUUGUUGUUGCAUGUUUUACAAUAGCUUCCAUAUGGGCUCUAUUUUUGUGCGAUUUCGAAAAUGUUACAGAUGAUCGAGUGCUAGAUAUGCAAAAGUAUGGUGGUAGAUACUUCACAACUUGGAAUUUCCUAUUUCAACUGGUUUAUUUUUCCCUCGCACUGAGCGAAGAUUUUCUCUUGAUUUACACCCCUUGUGAAUCCUGUCUGAAGACUAUAUCGAAAUUUAAAGGCUACAUAUUCACUUCCUUCGUUGUACCGUAUACAACAUACGUUUUCGUGGUGUUCUGGUCAUUGUUCAAGUACGAUAGAGAAUUGGUGUUUCCAUCUGCCACCGACGAAGUAGUACCCUUGUGGUUCAAUCACAUGGUUCAUACGGUACCUCUCGUUUUCAUGGUUUUUGAAUUUUAUUUCACCGAGAGGAACGUUUUACCUGAUUGGCGAAGAAUUUUGGUUGGAUUUUCAAUUAUGACUGCAGCGUAUUUUACUAUAUUAUUCCACACCAAAUCAAAAACUGGUCGAUAUUUUUACGGCAUUUUCCAUUUACUAGCACCUUGGCAGAUCAUUAUAUUCAUCAUUUCCAGUUAUUUCCUGGCAUUAUUGGUCAUAAAAGGUGGAAUCUAUAUCCAACAACUGGUCCAAAUGAGUAAAAAUCCAGUAGUUUCAUGCAUAAGAAAAAUAUCUUGAUCUGUAUAUCUGACCUGACUUUUUUAACUACAUAUAUUAUCAUUGCAUAAUAAAAUCAACUUGCCAGAAUGA